CCGCUCGACUUGGCUCGACUUUGGUUGCAUGAAAGUGAGCGUGUCUACUGCGACAAAAUGACGGAGCAAGAGGACGUCGACCAAUUUCACAAAAUGCUUCAUGAGACCGCCAAAAAGGCCCUAGAGGAUCUGGAUGAGGCGGCUCUGUUUGACCGUCCCUUGCUCUACUGCCACUUUGCUCAAGGCAUCGGCGAGCCCAAGUACAUGCCUGUAGAACGGCAAGCCGAGCUCAGUCGUCUGCUCACUGAAGCCUUGGACGGCUACAAUGAGUUGAACGCCGCCAUGAAUUUGGUCCUCUUUGAAGACGCCAUUGCCCAUAUCCUCCGCAUCAAUCGUAUCCUCGAGGCGCCUCGUGGCAACGCUCUGCUGGUCGGCGUCGGCGGUUCCGGCAAACAGUCGUUGUCACGCCUUGCCGCAUUCAUCAGUUCAAUUGACGUUUUCCAGAUCACUCUCCGCAAGGGCUAUGGUCUCACGGAGCUACGCGCUGAUCUGGCCGGUCUCUACACAAAAGCCGGUCUCAAAAACACCAGUGUAGUCUUUCUGCUCACCGAUGCUCAAGUGGCUGACGAGAAGUUUUUGGUGCUUGUCAACGAUCUGUUGGCCUCCGGUGAGAUUGCCGACCUCUUUGCUGACGAUGAAGUUGAGAACAUCUUGAAUGCUGUUCGAGGCGAGGUGAAAAAUCAAGGCCUUCAGGACACUCGAGAAAAUUGCUGGCGUUUCUUCAUCAAUCGUGUACGUCGUAUGCUAAAAGUGGUGCUCUGUUUCUCACCGGUAGGCUCAACUUUACGCAUGCGAGCACGCAAGUUUCCGGCUCUCGUCAACUGUACCAGCAUAGACUGGUUCCACGAAUGGCCUCAUGAGGCGCUGCUCUCGGUGUCCAGUCGUUUUCUGUCCAGCCUCGACCUUCUCUCCGGUGAGCUGAGACCAUCGGUGGCCGAAUUCAUGUCGUUUGUGCAUCAGUCCGUAAACCAGAUGAGCGCUGUCUAUCUGGCGAACGAAAGACGCUACAACUACACAACACCAAAGUCCUUUUUAGAGCAGAUUCAGCUCUACGAGAAUAUGUUGCGCAAAAAGAGCUCCGAGUUGCUGGCAAAAAUGGCUCGUCUUGAGAACGGACUACAGAAGCUGGAGAGUACAGCCCAACAGGUGGAUGAUUUAAAAGCCAAAUUGGCUGCUCAAGAGGUUGAGUUGGCCCAAAAAAAUGAGGACGCCAACAAAUUGCUGGCCAUCGUGGGUGCUGAAACAGAGAAGGUGACUGGCGAGAAGGAAGUGGCCAACUCGGAGGAGGAGAAGGUGGCCAAAAUCAAAAAAGAAGUCUCCAAAAAGCAGUCUGACUGUGAACAAGACCUGGCAAAAGCAGAACCGGCUCUACUGGCCGCACAGACGGCCCUGAACACGUUGAACAAGAACAAUCUUAGCGAAAUGAAGUCAUUCGGCUCUCCGCCUUCAGCGGUUGUCAACGUAACGGCUGCUGUGAUGUGCCUCCUGGCUCCCGGGGGCAAAGUACCCAAGGAUCGCAGUUGGAAGGCGGCCAAGGCCGGAAUCAUGAGCAAAGUUGACGUCUUCCUCGAUAGCCUGAUCAAUUAUGACAAGGAGAACAUUCACGAGAAUUGCCUGAAAGCCGUUAGCGACUAUCUGAAAGAUCCUGAAUUCUCACCUGAAUUUGUGCAAAGCAAAUCACUGGCUGCCGCCGGACUCUGUUCAUGGGCCAUCAACAUUGUCAACUUCUACAAG
Protopolystoma xenopodis is the source of this 1734-nucleotide messenger RNA. NCBI's taxonomy places the organism in Eukaryota, Metazoa, Platyhelminthes, Monogenea, Polystomatidea, Polystomatidae. The record is from the annotation of a GenBank genome assembly.